AACAGAGGGAGAGAACGCGGGAGACCAUGCCAGUGAUAGAGUGAAAAGACUUAAAGCAGCUUGUGAAUUUUCCUAGUUGUCAUGGGCCCUCGGGGUCGAACAAGUGGCGGCGCUGAUUCACCGAGGAGAGGACACGAGAACACAAGGAGAGACAACAGCAGCAAGGAAUGAACACAAGUGACGAGAAGUAACUAAGGACGACAAAGCUUUUAUAAGUAACAGGGAGGCAGAGAGGGAGAUAGAGAGAGAGACGCAGGAGAGUGAGGGGCACACAGGGGUCCAGUGUGUUUGACGAGACCAACCCUAAUCCUUCAGUCCAUCGUCCAUCCAUCCGUCCAUCCUGUGUGGAAGAAGCAGAGACAUGAAGAGACCUCACGACUACAGCUCCCCAGACUCGGACACCGACGAGUUCAUUGACGUGGGACAAGAAGACGGCUUCUGCCCAGUCACCGGGUCCAUGUCUCCCGGCAGUGCCUCGCAGAUUCUGGCCCGAAAGAAGAGAAGAGGGAUCAUAGAGAAGCGGCGCAGAGACCGGAUCAACCACAGUCUGGCAGAGCUCCGCAGACUUGUUCCCAGUGCUUUUGAGAAACAGGGCUCGUCCAAGCUGGAGAAAGCGGAGAUCCUGCAGAUGACGGUGGACCACCUCAAACUGCUGCAUGCCAUGGGAGGAAAGGGAUACUUCGAUGCGAGGGCCCUGGCAGUCGACUACAGGACCCUGGGUUUUAGGGAGUGUGUCGGCGAGGUUGUGCGGUACCUCAGCUCCCUUGAGGGCGAGUCCCCGGACCCCAUAGGAGCCCGCCUAGUCUCCCACCUCUCCCACUGCGCAAGUGAGAUUGACCCUCUCCUCUUGCAGUCUGCCCCGGCCUCCGCCUUGCACUUCCCUCCUUGGCCGUGGGCAUCCUUCCCCCAGAUCUCCCCCGCUUCGCCCGCCUCAGCCUCCCCUCCUUUCCUUGCCGGGCGAAGAGACCUGGCCCUGCUCGGGAGCUACCCCUCACCCGCCUCCCUCCGCCUCGCCCCCCUGGCUGGCUGCCAGCAGGGUGCACCGCCGCUCCUCGCGCCGACAGCCCUGGCCACCGUCCACAGGAUGCCCUCCCUCGCGGCAACCCCAGCUUUAGCCCCCUCCAGACCUACCCAGCCGUCCCCUCACUGUGCCACCAGGGCCUCGCCUCUUCCUCACCCCACCCCUUCCUCUUCCUCUCCUUCCUCCUCCUCUACUUCAUCCACUGCUCAACCACAGGUCUCCUUCAGGCCCUUCGCGCCUCUGGGGUCUUCCACAAUCCAGCGCAGGGGUUUGAACGGAUCGGCCAAGGCGCCUCAGGGAUGGGGGACUGAGAUCGGAGCUUUCUGAGGCUCGGCUCCGGUUUGGGUUUCCCAAUGAACUCUGCACAGUGGACAUGGAGCUGCCGUGUGCACCACGUAGCAAAUAUGAUGAAUUUGGAGAAAGACGUCUUGGACCAUCGAUGAUUGUCUCCAACUUUAAAAGGGACUUUAAAAGCCAUAUCCGACUUUGGGUGAAGUUUUAGAUCAACACUUAGUUAAAGAAUGGAGGAGUGUGAAGGAACUUUUGCAUUGUUUUCAUGAUCUUGCUUGAGAAACUCAUACAUAGUAGUGUCCAACAGAGCCAUAUAUAGAUAUAUAUAAUUCUCAGCAGAUGGAUGUUGAGUCUUCACUGAUCGUUUAACUGUGAUAUUUGUGUCCCCCCCCUCCCCCAAUCAUUUAAACACUUGUUUGCC
Molecule: messenger RNA, 1733 nt
Organism: Platichthys flesus (European flounder)
Lineage: Eukaryota; Metazoa; Chordata; Actinopteri; Pleuronectiformes; Pleuronectidae
Gene: heyl
Product: hes related family bHLH transcription factor with YRPW motif like
Exons: 5
Coding region: 362-1348 (328 amino acids)
Biological process (GO): regulation of transcription by RNA polymerase II; anterior/posterior pattern specification; circulatory system development
Cellular component (GO): nucleus
Molecular function (GO): DNA-binding transcription factor activity, RNA polymerase II-specific; RNA polymerase II cis-regulatory region sequence-specific DNA binding; protein dimerization activity
Source: RefSeq, a predicted model, not a curated record